Messenger RNA from Xiphophorus couchianus (Monterrey platyfish), 1064 nucleotides. Its product is annotated as transcription factor HES-1-like. Gene Ontology annotation, molecular function: DNA binding; protein dimerization activity. The coding region runs from base 110 to 832 and encodes 240 amino acids. Lineage: Eukaryota; Metazoa; Chordata; Actinopteri; Cyprinodontiformes; Poeciliidae. The record is from RefSeq and is a predicted model, not a curated record. Gene Ontology annotation, biological process: regulation of DNA-templated transcription. The transcript is spliced from 5 exons.
GAACGGUUUUGGGUUGCUAUGGUGAUAAAGUUCGUGAUGGCGACGAUGGCAGUCGAGGAGGGAAGCUUAGACAGAAUUCUCCACCUUCAAUGAUUGUUCCAGAUGGCCAAUGCCUGCCGGUACUUUCGAAAGAGCAUCUCCGUCUGGCGUUGCGGCCGUCCCGGCAAGAGGCGACUGUACCCCAGGGAAACCCCGCACUCUGUCAGAGAACAGAAAGUCCUCCAAGCCAAUUAUGGAGAAGCGGCGACGCGCGCGCAUCAAUGAGAGCCUGGGUCAGCUGAAGACCCUCAUCCUGGACGCGCUCAAGAAAGACAGCUCCAGACACUCCAAGCUGGAGAAGGCCGACAUCCUGGAGAUGACGGUAAAGCACCUGAGGAACCUCCAGCGGCUUCAGAUGACAGCGGCUUUAAACACAGACCCAUCCAUCCUGGGGAAGUACCGAGCUGGAUUCAGCGAGUGCGUUGGAGAGGUUACCCGUUUCCUGUCCACGUGUGAAGGGGUCACGGCCGAGGUGAGGACUCACCUCCUCGGCCACCUCGCGGCCUGUGUGACCCAGAUUAACCUGUAUGGACCUCACCUGGGCGACCUGGGACAGACCAGCAGUACACAGGUCACCACGCCUCCGGGCCUGCGGGCGCCCCUCAAGGGUGGUUCACUAUCACCCGAAGCCAUGAAACUGUACGGAGGCUUCCAGGUGGUGGCAUCGCCAGACGGACACUUUGCGUUUCUUAUUCCUGGCGCAGCUCUCACACCUCUGAGUGUACAAAACUGCCACCAUGUGUCACCUGUCGCACCUGCUGUCACCUCAGACUCUGUGUGGAGACCAUGGUAGGAACCAUGGAGGGGGAAAAAAUUGACAAUAAGACAAUAAAUCAUAUUGUACAUUUUGUAAAUACUUUUAGGGAAUACUUCUUAGCAGAUUAUUUUAUCUACAUUUGUAUUGUAUUGGUAUACAUGAAUGGGAAGAGAUAUUUAUCUGUCUCUUUGCCUUAGUCGACAUAAAAUGCUGAUUGUUCUUCAAAGCACUGCCUGUACAUAAAUAAAUAAAACGUGUUUAUAAUGUG